AUGUCACAAAAGACUGCCUUCUCAUCAAGUAUCUCGAAUGAAGUUGCCGUCGAGCGAUAUAAGCGUGUCUUCCAUAGAUUCGCAUCGAUUGAAAAGAACGGUGAAAAGUUCAUGACUAAGGAUGACUUUGUGAAUGCCAUCGCACCUGGUGAGGACUACAAGAGACUUCAGCGCUCACAGUACGGUGUCCUCUUCAAUGUCGCCGAUCAGUCCAAGAGCGGCAUCUUGUCGUUAUCAGAUUUUAUCGUUUUUGAGAACUUGUUGACACGUCCUGAUGCAGAAUACGAGAUCGCAUUCCGCCUCUUUGACACAAAAGGGUCAGGUACCAUCACGCGUGAGCAGUUUAAGCAAAUCUUAUCUGCCAACAUUGGACCCGAUGCCAUAGCUUUCGACUUUGAUUGUGAAUGGCUCAAGCUGUACACUGGAGGCAAAUCAGCCACGCAUGAGAUGCCCUAUAAGGAAUUUACACAGGUUCUGAAGGGUCUUCAGGCAGAGCGACUCCGUCAAGCCUUCAAAUACUAUGAUACCCAGGCCAUUGGCUACAUCACCCCUGACGAAUUCAGGCGCAUCAUAAUCGACAUCGCUGGACACAAGCUGUCGGAUCAUGUCCUCGAUAACUUACCUACGCUUGCUAAUGUUUAUGCUGGGAACAAGAUCUCAUUUGCAAACGUCAUGGCUUUUUACAACGUCAUUCGUGAAAUGGACAUGGUGGAGCGCAUCAUCCGCAAGGCUGUGUCAGAGAGCAAGGAUGGCACCAUCACUAAGGCUGACUUUUUAAACACCGCAGCUAAGGAAACUCGCUUUGCUUUAUUCACACCCAUGGAAGCCGACAUCAUCUUCCAUUUCGCUGGUCUUGAUAAUACCUCAGGCAAGUUGACUCUGCGUGACUUUUACCGUCUGCUAGAGUCCAAAUGGGAGCAUGCCGCCGCCCCUGUUGCUGUCCUUGCCGAACCUGAAGUGAAACAUGGCCGUAUCCAUGAUCUGCUGAAGGGAUCUUACGGUUUCUUGUUGGGAUCUAUCAGUGGUGCUGUUGGUGCCACUGUCGUUUAUCCUAUUGACCUUGUCAAGACUCGUAUGCAAAAUCAGCGUUCCAAGGUCGUUGGAGAGCUGUUGUACAAGAACAGUAUCGAUUGCUUUAAGAAGGUCAUAAAGAAUGAAGGCGUGCUUGGUCUCUACCGUGGUCUUGGUCCCCAGUUGGUUGGUGUUGCGCCAGAAAAAGCUAUCAAGUUGACCAUGAAUGACUUGGUCAGGAAACAUCUUACAGAUAAGGACGGCAACAUCACGUUCACCAGCGAGUUAAUUGCCGGUGGUGUUGCAGGAGGUUCUCAGGUGGUAUUCACUAAUCCUCUGGAGAUUGUCAAAAUUCGUCUCCAAGUGGCUGGUGAGGCUGCCAAGUCAAUGGAUAUCAAUGCCCCACGUCCUGGUGCCGUCCAAAUCGUUCGUAACCUAGGUAUUGUAGGUCUUUACAAGGGCGCAAGCGCGUGCUUGCUCCGUGAUAUCCCCUUCUCUGCUAUCUACUUCCCUGUCUAUGCUCAUUUAAAGAAGGACCUCUUCAAGGAAGGCCCAGAUCACCGCUUGACUAUCGGCGAGCUUCUUAUUGCUGGUGCUGUCGCUGGUAUGCCUGCGGCUUACUUCACUACCCCUGCAGAUGUGAUCAAGACUCGCCUGCAAGUUGAAGCAAAGAAAGGCCAGAGCACCUAUAACGGCAUCACUGAUGCUGCCCGUAAAAUCUACAGAGAAGAAGGCUUCCGUGCUUUCUUCAAAGGAGGCCCUGCUCGUAUCUUCCGCUCCUCACCUCAGUUCGGUACGACUUUAAUGGUCUAUGAAAUUCUCCAGCGUGCUUUCCCUUUCGAUGGUAAGCAGCCAGCUCUUAACAAAGAUCUUGCCCAAGCUGCUGCUCCUGGUGAGGACCUGAGCUAUCUUCAGUCCAAAAAUGCCCUCAAGAUUCUCCUGGAUGUCCACUACAAGUUCGGCAUUGUUCCCACCACGAACAUUAAGCUUCCCGGUGCCGCCGCCGCCAUCACUGGCACUGCAUAG
Molecule: messenger RNA, 2037 nt
Organism: Lobosporangium transversale
Lineage: Eukaryota; Fungi; Mortierellomycota; Mortierellomycetes; Mortierellales; Mortierellaceae
Product: mitochondrial carrier domain-containing protein
Exons: 4
Coding region: 1-2037 (678 amino acids)
Biological process (GO): mitochondrial ATP transmembrane transport; aspartate transmembrane transport; mitochondrial ADP transmembrane transport
Cellular component (GO): mitochondrial inner membrane
Molecular function (GO): L-glutamate transmembrane transporter activity; L-aspartate transmembrane transporter activity; calcium ion binding
Source: RefSeq, a predicted model, not a curated record